GUGCGCCCAGUCAGCCCUGUCUGCUGGCAGCCGCCUCACUUCAAGGCAGGUCUUUGUGCUGGGGGAGCACCAAAUUGGCACCCAGACCCCAAAAACAGCUCAGGGGACACAGAGGAAGAGCAAACACCUUCUGCACCUUUGUUUGGGGGUUCCUUACCUUAUAUUUUUCCUCAGAAGUGCCAGCUGCUCCCCCCGCCGUCGCAAGGCUGAGGUGGCACCAUGAAUGCCUUCCAGGAGGUGUUUCAGAAGGUGGAGAAGAUUGGAGAGGGCUCCUAUGGCGUGGUGUACAAGGCUCGCAACAAGCGCACGGGGCAGCUGGUGGCCCUCAAGAAGAUUCGCUUGAACUCGGAGAUGGAGGGCAUCCCCAGCACUGCGAUCCGUGAAAUCUCCCUCCUGAAGGAGCUGAAGCACCCCAACAUUGUCAGGCUCCUGGAUGUCAUACACAGCCAGAAGAAGCUCUAUCUGGUGUUUGAGUAUCUGAAUCAGGACCUGAGGAGAUACAUGGACUCAUGCCAAACUGGAGAGUUUCCUUUAAGUGUGGUCAAGAACUACCUUUUCCAGCUGCUGCAGGGUGUGAACUUCUGCCACUCGCACAGAGUCAUGCACAGGGACUUGAAGCCACAGAACUUGCUCAUUAACGAAGCAGGAACAAUCAAGCUGGCUGAUUUUGGACUGGCAAGAGCUUUUGGAGUCCCGCUGCGCACGUACACUCAUGAGGUGGUGACCCUGUGGUACCGAGCACCUGAAAUACUGAUGAGAUGCAAAUUCUACUCAACUGGUGUGGAUAUGUGGAGCAUCGGCUGCAUCUUUGCAGAAAUGGUGACCAGGGAGGCCUUGUUUCCAGGGGACUCUGAGAUUGAUCAGCUCUUCCGAAUCUUUCGCACCCUGGGCACUCCCACUGAAGCGACCUGGCCUGAGGUGACCCAGCUGCCUGACUACAAGAGGGACUUUCCCCGGUGGGCAAGAAAGGACAUGAAGGAUGUUGUUCCCAACUUAGAUCAAGAUGGUAGAGACUUACUGGAGCAAUUGCUCCUGUAUGAUCCCAACAGGCGCAUCUCAGCCAAGGACGCCCUCAGUCACCCGUACUUCUCCAGGAGAAACCCUCAGAGCCCUGAAGAGCGAUGUGUGCUGCAGAGACACAGAUGAGAAGGCACAGCUCUCCUCCUGCAUUUGCACCUCCAAGUAGCAGCUGCAUACCUGGUUUUGGGCACCUAGCAGGGGGGCUGGCUUGGACCCAGGGUCUCACUUCUCCUGAGGAGCCUGGAGGGGGAUAUUCUUGUUUGUCUGGUUACAGUGAGUUGAGCUGUUUUGAAAAGAUCAUUUGCAAAAGGUUGUGAGGUAUUUAUCAGCAUAAAACACUGAAAUGUGGAUGAGAGAGCAUCUUUCAGAGGUUCAUCCUUGCAUUACUCAGUGAGCUAAGGUGACACACAGCAAUUUCUGUCACUCCAGCACUGGAUCAUCCCCAGGGCUGUCGGUGGCAGUUUCUGACACCAGGGUGUGCUGGAGCUCCGCUUUCGGUAGCAGAACACUUCUUCAUUCAGCCCUUUGCUGUUAUCAGAUACUGGGUUGUUUAAUCUGAGUUGUUUAAGAGAGCUGAUAUUCUGCUGUUUCACAAGCUGAAAAGCUCUAUCCAGUGUCUUAACUUGUGCUUUAGCUGGAACCAAGAAGUCAAAAGAUGCAGUUAAUAUAAAGCACUUGUUGCAUAUGACUGGAAACAGUAACAGCUGAAACACUGGCUUUCCAUCAUCACUCUAGAUGUACUGCUGUUUCCUUCACUUUAUUGCCUUGGAAAUGUCUUUUUGCUGUUCAAAUAUUUGGAGAAUUGUCACUGACUUUUCGUGUGGUUUUGACAUCCUCAUGUUUUUUCUUUCAGUAAAGAAAAAAAUAAAGGCUUGUCGUUUGUUCGGAAA
Molecule: messenger RNA, 1910 nt
Organism: Columba livia (rock pigeon)
Lineage: Eukaryota; Metazoa; Chordata; Aves; Columbiformes; Columbidae
Gene: CDK3
Product: cyclin dependent kinase 3
Exons: 7
Coding region: 220-1146 (308 amino acids)
Biological process (GO): signal transduction; regulation of gene expression; protein phosphorylation
Cellular component (GO): cyclin-dependent protein kinase holoenzyme complex; cytoplasm; nucleus
Molecular function (GO): cyclin-dependent protein serine/threonine kinase activity; cyclin binding; ATP binding
Source: RefSeq, a predicted model, not a curated record